Molecule: messenger RNA, 6282 nt
Organism: Cololabis saira (Pacific saury)
Lineage: Eukaryota; Metazoa; Chordata; Actinopteri; Beloniformes; Belonidae
Gene: ttc38
Product: tetratricopeptide repeat domain 38
Exons: 14
Coding region: 59-1459 (466 amino acids)
Molecular function (GO): protein binding
Source: RefSeq, a predicted model, not a curated record
AUAAAGUUGAUGCAGCCUGGAGUCGAAAGUCAGUGAACUUGUGAGCUGGACUUCAACAAUGAUCGCAUCAAGUUUCAGGGACUGUCAGGCAUGGAGAGCUGAGGGUCUGACUCUGUCCACCAGCAGCAAUGAGGCAUGCAAACUGUAUGAUGCCAUACUCACACAGUAUGUGAAAUGGACGAAUGAUGAAACCCUGGGAGGAGUAGAAGGAUGCAUCUCUGCUCUGCACACAGCCGACCCCAACUUUGUCAUGGGCCAAGUGAUCAGCACGGGGCUGGAGCUGGUAGCAACAACAAGCAGCAUCCGACUGAAUGAGCGUCUGGCCAGCGCUGUAAGGCGAACAGUGGAGCUUGCCAAGAACCAGGACAUCUCUCCCCGAGAGAGGCGGCACGUCAAUGCCAUGGAACUUUUCUCUUGUGGAAAUUUCCCCAAAGCCUGUGAAGUAUGGGAAGAUAUUCUCCUCGAUCAUCCUACUGAUCUGCUGGCCCUGAAGUUUGCCCAUGAUUCCUACUUCUACAUGGGUGCCCAACGCCCGUUGAGGGAUUCUGUGGCCAGGGUGCUCCCCCACUGGAAACCCCACAUGCCUUUAUUCAGCUAUCUGAAAGGACUACAUUCCUUUGGCCUCCUCGAGACUCGAUAUUACGACCAGGCUUUGAAAGAGGCGAUGGAAGGCCUUGCUUUGACCCCCGAGGACGCUUGGUCCGUCCACUCCGUAGCUCAUGUUUAUGAGAUGACGGCAGAGCUGGACAAAGGCUUAAAGUUCAUGGAGAGCAGAGAGAAAGACUGGCAGAGAUCAGACAUGCUGGCCAGUCAUAACUAUUGGCACUGGGCUUUAUACCUUAUUGAGAAGGGGCAAUAUGAAGCUGCUCUGCAAAUAUAUGACACUCAGAUAUUCAAACGCUGUAAAGCGUCGGGAGCCAUGCUGGACAUGGUGGAUGCCUCUUCGAUGCUCUUCAGGUUGGAAAUGGAAGGUGUGUGUGUCAAGGACCGUUGGCGGGAGAUGUUCCAGAUAACCCAGUCACACACCGACGAUCAUGUGACUCUGUAUAAUGACCUCCACUUCCUCAUGGUGUUGCUGGGAGCUAAAGAGACCAAAACUACUCAGCAUUUCCUGGAAGGCCUCCAGGAACUGGCUAAGGAACCAGGUGACAAUCAGCAGCAUCAGGUAGCCGGCCGCCUGGGCAUACCGAUGUGUAAGGCUAUGAUCGAGUACGGGCAGGGCAACUACGACCAGGCUGUGAAGCUCUUGUACCCUUUACGCUACCGCGUGACAGACAUAGGUGGCAGCGAUGCACAGAGGGAUGUUUUCAAUCAGCUGCUUAUUCACGCAGCCAUCAAGUCGGAGGAUAAGCGUCAUCAGAAACUGGGAAGAUGUCUUCUGGUGGAGCGGGACUCCAUCAGGCGCGACUCCCCUCUGACCCAGCGCCUGAUGCAGAGAGCUGUAGCUCUUCACGACUAGAGAAACUGCGAGGUGUACUCGCACUGUGCUUACCACCGUAAUUGGAUCCUCUAAUGUUCGGCUCCAGAAAGCUUUUCUGUCAACUGGGAGGACUCUAUUUUCUAAUCAUUUCACGUCUCGGAUGUCUCAAUUUAUUUAGCUGCAAAUAAUUUUAAAAGAAAAUGCUUCUUAAUGUUAUCAUAUCAGUUUUGUCUCUGCUCUUUCACCUCUCAGACAAUCAUGAGCCAAUCUCUGGAGUUUUAACUCUUGGAAACUGCCAAACAAGUUGCAUAUGGCUGUAAUAAAUGAACCGCACUACAAUCACAAUACAGAAAAGGGUACAAAAGUAGCUUCAUUGGAAGAAAAAUAAAGAAGUCUUAUUUUUUUUGGGUGUGCACAUUGUUUUAAUCUUGAAUGUCAACCAAAUAUUUGGCCCACGUCUUCUCUGGAAGAAGAAACUGUUGGUCGUUCAUAUGAAUUAAAUGUCGACUGCGUCAGAACUUAUUCAGAAAAUAUGUUCUUGAAACGUGAUUUAUGUAAAAAGCUCAGGAAUAUGGGAGAAGCAGCCUGGAUUAGCCAAUCUGACACUUAUACUGCUUUGUUUUUUUAAAACCAGCAGUAACAGUCUCAAAAAGCCACUUAGUUAGCUGAUUGUGUGCGCCGCAUAAGCAGCUUUAAUAAUGAAAAUAUAGACAAUAUUUGGGGUCUCAGCAUGCAUGAGGCGAUACAUGCUUUCUGCAUUAUUGUUAGAAGCAGACAUGUACUACGUGGUUAACAGAAGAAGUAAAAACGCUGGUACUGAGUGUUUAUUUACAGAAACAUGUUGAUUAGAACGAAUAACAAAAAACGUGAUAAUAUGGGAGAAGUCAACACAAGUUGUCUUUCAGGAAGGAAUAUAUCAAUAUAGUUGUCUGUGGUUAUAGAAACGUCUUGAGCUGAUUGAUGGAAAUAACAUAUAAGAUGAUCUAAAAUGAUUUCUUCAGGUUUGUUAUUAAAAUAGUUUGUCAUUUUAAUUUUCAGUUUAUCCGAUAAUUAACCCUUUGGAGUUCUGUGUUUUAUGUAUAACCUAUAAAACUAUGUAAGAGCACAAAUUUGUAUUUGUAUGAAAGUUGUCAGGAGUUUAAUGUUGGUUGCUCAUGAUUUGUACCCUUCAACUCUAAUAUUAAUUGCACUGCUUUUAAACAAAACUAUUAAACUUCAGUAACGUUGGCCUAGUACAUGGAGGUUUUAUAAACAGAAUUUUAUUAGAAAAUAUAUCACAUUUAAAUAUGAAACUCUGCAGUUUAAAAAAAAACAUGCUUAAAUUCAAUAAAUAUAAACUUAGAAAUAUUGUCUGUGAUUUUCUAUUCAAGUAACAAAAUAAAGUGCCUCACACUUGUGUGCCCAAAGCCAACGGCACAUGAACAAGUUAUACACUCACCAGUCACUUUAUUGAGUAGACUUUGUUUGUGUCAGGAGGAUCUAUCCAAUUUUUGACUUUUGAAAAACCAUAAUCCUCAACGGCGGUCUUGGUCCACAUUGAGAUGAUAGCGUCGCACAGUUGCUGUCAAUUUAUCUGCCGCACAUUCACUAUACGACUGGAACCUCCUGUCCCAUCACAUCCCAGAGCUUCUCUGCUGGAUCUGGUGACUGUGGAGGACACUUGAGUAGAGCGCCCUCACUGUCAUGCUCGAUAAACCAGUUUGAGAGGACUGAGCUUUGUGAUGUGGCACACAAUCUUUCUGGAAGUAACCGUCACUGGUCAUAAAGAGAUGGACGUGGUAAGUAGUGACACCCAAGUCAGCUGUGGUGCUCAAUUGGAACUAUAUUGCUACUCAAGAGCCUAAAGAGAGCAGAGAGAAAACAUCGAUCACUCUCAGCCAGCUAUUGAUGCGUUGCAGGAAAGAUCCGUCAUUUUAUUUUGUCAGCGCCAAAUUAUGACCUUUUCAGCUGGAUGUCACUGCAGAAAUUGAGCUCUUAGUCAUACCAGGCAACAUUUUUCUGAUCAUGUAAUGUUGUUGCCUUCAGCAUGUUAUAUUGUGUGUUGAGAGAUGGUCUUUCACCUCAGUCACGACAAGUGGCAAUAUGAGUUACUUUAUACGAGUUGCCUUUUUGUAAUCUUAAACCAUUCAGACCGUUCUCCUUUGAGUUCUCUGUUGAGUUCCACUAAAAGGUAUUUUCGCUCUGAGAACUGCCACUUGUGGGAUAUUUUCUUUUUUUCAGACCAUUCUGUAAACCUGAGAGAUGCUUGCUCAUGGAAAAUCCCACUAGAUCAGCAUUUUCUAAAUUAUUCAGUCCAGUCUGGAGUCAUGUUCAGCCUUGUCAGGUUUAAAGUCACCCUUCUUCCUCAUUCUGAUGCUUCAUUUGAACUUCUUGACCACGUUAACAUAUGUUAAUGCACUAAGCUUGGGCCGUGUGAUUUUACUCAUUAGUAAUUUGCGUUAAUAAGCUGUUCAGCAGCUGCGCUUCAUGAAGUGGCUGGUGAGUGUAUACUCUCAACACUGCAGUGAUACAACAGCAGUUUAAAAAAAAACAAAGAUGCUCCUGCACUGGUCUGAAGGCUUGAAUGAAGUAGUGCAAGGUCUCUUCUUCCUUCCUCUUGCCUCUUCUCUCAAAACGCUGAGGUAAUCUCAUCUUGUAUUUGAGAGAUCAGGAUCUGGGAGAGCACGAUGCCGGCAAUCUGGAGGACAGAAGCAGUCACUUUAGAUUAAAGAACAGACUCUUAGCAACUGUACAGUCUCUCCUGAGCAUCUCAACAUCCCAGAGAAAGAUGCUAAGAGGAAAUGUUUCAAAAGUGGGAGGGACUGUAUGGAAUGAGUCACUUGGAAUAAUUAUAAAAUCAUAUUUACAAGAUCGAAUCCCUCUAAAUGCACAUUAUUUGCUAUAGAGCUGAUCAUUAAAAAUGCUCCUCAUCACAGCACAGACAGACUUGCAUGACAUUUUUUAAUUGGGUCUUUCAGUAAUUAAAUGUCUGAUCUGACUUGUUAAACAAACAAAUUCAAUAAGCUGAAAAACGAGGGCAUAACCAUUAAAUUUGCCACACAUAAAAGCAAUCGUAAUAGUAAUGCGUUUGUUCUCUUGGCUGUUUCACGUGCUUCCCUCUCAGCAGAACCACUGGGGACCGAAACAGACGGAUCAAAGUGUGUGAGAUCAAGCUAAAGAUCUGGUGGCAUGUUAUGUCGCAACAUCAUGUGAUGGUACCUCAUUUUGAUAAGUGGACUAAUUGGUCAGAGACAACUCCUGAUAAGUGCUAAUUUGAUUUCACGGUCAAUCUCACAGACUGACUUGAGAUAUUAAAAGCACUUAUUGCUUUGGGAUUUAAUGCGUGAUGUGGAGCCUUCCUCUGUGUGUAGGAGGGAAUCAUUUCUGUCUUCCCCUUUUAGGCAUAUGUUACAUUAUCACACACCGUCUUCCACUCUAGGUGGUAUAAUAAUAUGCAGUUUUGAUAAAAGUAAUAAAUGAGUUAUAUGUGCAGUUAAAGUCUCAUUGUUCCACAGUGCGUCGUUAUGGCCAUCUGAGCAGAGCUCUCUGCUUUAAACAACUUCCUCCCCACUGGUCUCAAAUUAAACAUUGCCUCUUUAUUGAAUCCCUUUUAUUUCAGUUUAUCUUUUCCUUUGCUCACAGUGACUAAAUGUUUUAACUUGAAAAGGUCUACCUUGAACAGGGAUUAGUAGGAAGCUUGCAGUUUGAUGUUUGUUUCCAUACGGUCUGGUCUUAUAUCAGGAUUGGUGGAGGAUCCUGAUUGAUGAAGUGUUGCUUGUACUACUCCGCAGCAAUGUCUAAAUCCAUCAUGUACUAUAAGUCUGCCUUAAAGGGAAUAGGUUCGCUCAAUAUAUUGAUCUGCACUGCUCUCUCCAGCAAGCCACUUUUGUUGGCCUCAUCGGUUCCGCAGGAGAUCUUGUUUUAGACCAAGACCUUGUGUUUGCUAAAGCACAACCUGCAUUAACUACAUGCAUGUGUGGGUUUACCUGAGGCAAAGCCAGACCCAGGGUGAGAGCCCCAACGAGCAGCAGAUGCGACUCGAUCCACAUCACUGCUCGGUCUGCGCAGCCCACUGGGUAGAUCGACUUGUUUGCAUCCAGGUACGUUUGCGUUUGAACCCCAAAACCGCACAUCGUGUUGAUCACUGCCUGGAUGCCAGAUGAGUAGAGGUGAAGACAAAAGGUGACAGAGAGUGCAUGAGCUUUGUUUUUAAAUUUUUAACAUGACCUUGAAUGCAACAUCAGCAAUUUACACUAUUAAAAACCCCCUCAAAAGGGCCAUUGUGCUAUUUUUACACAGCUAGUUACUUUACGUUGAUAAAAUAUUUCUAUUCUAAGGGAGAGCUGCAAGUUGCUAAUGGCUUUGUAUGGGACAGACAGCAAGGAAGCAAAUUAGUCUCCCAGAUUAGAUGUGACAAGGAAGACUGCUGUGUCUUGAAGUGUGCCAUGCUGACGUGCCAUGAAGUUGCUGGCUGCUGCCAGCAGGUUGCAGCACUGCAUUAGCUCUCGUGGUGUUUAAUUAAUUGAUUUUCCAACCAUGUUGGGGAGCGUUGCUGUGAUCUGCUUUCCUUGUAGCACAAUGGUGGAUCAAUACCAGUGGGACAGCGCAACAUGAGAUUUUUUAGUGGUUUCCCUGUUGGCGCUUUCAAGUUGCGUCAGGAGAUUGACAUUUGUACACGAGUACAAACGUGUAAAGCCAUGUGUUCCUGUUUCCAUGAAUCAUAUAUAUGUAUAUGCUGUUUAACAUCUGUUUAAAAUACUUCUACGGAGAAUGCAUCAAAUGUUGCAAUUGUGAAAUUUUUAACUAUUGAUGUGCCCUGAGAGAUUGUAUUUUUGAAGGAUGUAUGUAAAAAAAAUACAAAAUAAAAAUCAGUUUUAUCUUAA